AUGGCGGAGGAACUAGCGGAUGCGAUAAGAAAGUUUGAUCUUUCAGAUAAAGAGCUCGAAGGAACUGACCUGGGUGUUGUUGAGAUAGAUAUAGGUAUCCAAGAAUGUCAGUUGAGUUUAGUGGGGAGAAUCAAGGGUGAGAAAGUGGCCAACUUUGUUGGGGUCAAGAAUUUUGUGACCACAGCUUGGGGCUAUCCGAGGAAUCUAAGGAUCAUAGAAUUGGGGCCAAAUUUGUUUCAGUUCUAUGUUCCUAAUAGGGAGGACAGAGACAGAAUAGUAGGAGGAGGACCAUGGGUCAUGGACAACCAAAUUUUGGUGAUGAAACAUUGGGUGGAAGGAAUAGAAGAUGAUAUUUCUGCUUUUGACCUGGCACCUUUCUGGGUUCAAGUAUGGAAUUUACCUGUGCACUGGAUAUCUAAGGAAGUGGGGAGGAAAAUAGGUGCGAUCUUUCAGGAGGUAAAGGACGUACUGGUGCCUCAAGUAGGAGGAAAAGAAGGAAGACAUUUAAAGCUUCUAGUGGUACUGGAUACCUCUCUACCUCUGCUUAGGGGGACGACAGUGAAAGUCAAUGGAGCCUUGAAAUGGUUGAAUUUCAGAUAUGAAAGGUGUCCAGACUUCUGUUACAAGUGUGGAAUGGUUGGCCAUGGAGAGAAGUCCUGCAAGGCAAUAAUACAGAUAAGCAGAGGAAAGCAGGAACAUCAGUAUGGACCAUGGAUGAGAGCCAAUAUAGGGAGAGGCUCUCCGCAGAAGGAACAUCAGAACAAGUACAAUUCUGAGAAGAGCUAUUGGGGCUUUAAAGAUGGGGAUAUGGUUCUGUUAAACCAAAGGCUAAGGAGAACAUGGAACACAGACAUAAGGACUCGAUGA
Coffea arabica (coffee) is the source of this 867-nucleotide messenger RNA. The record is from RefSeq and is a predicted model, not a curated record. NCBI's taxonomy places the organism in Eukaryota, Viridiplantae, Streptophyta, Magnoliopsida, Gentianales, Rubiaceae.